Mobula hypostoma (lesser devil ray) is the source of this 6831-nucleotide messenger RNA. Its product is annotated as gastrula zinc finger protein XlCGF26.1-like. Lineage: Eukaryota; Metazoa; Chordata; Chondrichthyes; Myliobatiformes; Myliobatidae. The coding region runs from base 801 to 2030 and encodes 409 amino acids. The transcript is spliced from 2 exons. The record is from RefSeq and is a predicted model, not a curated record.
GGAUGUCGCGCAUGCGCUCAGUAGACGGGAGGCUCUCCAGGGUCGAACGCAGGUUUGAAAUGGCAGAACGCUUGUGCAUGGGAAUCUCAACAUGUCAGUUUUGUCUCUCUGUCCGGAUAUCUAAGGAGUGACCGAAUAUUUUCUUUGCAAGACCAACACAUCUGUUGUCAAUCCUUGGAGACGAAGAAUUAUCUCAUCCUAGCUGGAAAUGUAUUCUGUCUCUGAAAUGAAGUUUUCUGUUGUAACUCUGUGUUAUCCACUGGAACCGGGAGCUGAGAACACACCAGCAUUUGUUCACUGGAGAUUAGUUCUUCAACUGCAUUGAUUGGACAAGAGAUUCAAACACCUGACUUUCUGAAUUGCCAAAUUGUUCGCAGUGCGAUAGCAUUCUCCUUCUCCCAGUGUGGGAAGGGAUUCUCUCGCAUCCUACACGCAGACACGCCAGUCAGUUCAGAGUAGGGAGAGGACUGUCCAUUCAGCUGCUCUGUGUGAGGGAGGGGAUCUACUCAGUUAUCCAGCCUGAAGACACAUCAGCAAGUUCACACCAUAGUGAGAUGCUCCACCUGUUCUGACUGUAGGAAGCAAUUCAUUCUGUCGUCGAUGCUAAAGAUAUAUCCGAAAAUUCACCAGUGAGAGGACGGUAACCUGUUUAGACGGUGGGAAGACAUUCACACACUCAACCACACCACAGUGACACCAGCGAGUUCACACUGGGGAGAAGCCAUUCACCUGCUCUGUGUGGGAAAGGUUUCACUCAAUCAUCUCAGCUGAAUGAACACCAGCGAGUUCACACUGAAAAGAUGUCGUUCACCUGCUCAGACUGUGGGAAGGGAUUCACUCACUCAUCCACACUGCAGAAACACCAGCGAGUCCACACUGGGGAGAAGCCAUUCACUUGCUCUGAAUGUGGGAAGGGAUUCACUUGGUCAAACUCCCUUGUUAAGCACUACCGAAUUCACACUGGGGAGAAGCCAUUCACAUGCUCCGAAUGUGGGAAGGGAUUCACUCAGUCAUCUAAUCUGAAGGUACAUCAGCGAGUUCACACUGUGGAGAGGCCAUUCAGAUGCUCUGAAUGUGGGAAAGGAUUCGCUGACUCAUACUCUCUUGUGAAGCACUGCCGAAUUCAUACUGGGGAGAAGCCAUUCACGUGCUCUGAAUGUGGGAAAGGAUUCACUCAGUCAUCAAUCCUUGUGAAACACUACCGAAUUCACACUGGGGAGAGGCCGUUCACUUGCUCUGAAUGUGGGAAAGGAUUCACUCAGUCAUCUCAACUGAAAGUACAUCAGCGAGUUCACACUGGGGAGAAGCCAUUCAGCUGCUCUGAAUGCGGGAAAGGAUUCACUCAGUCAUCCAACCUUGUGCAACACUCCCAAAUUCACACUGGGAAGAGACCGUUCACCUGCUCUGAAUGUGGGAAGGGAUUCACUGACUCAUCCCUCCUUGUGAGGCACUGCCGAAUUCACAGUGGGGAGAAGCCAUUCACGUGCUCUGAAUGUGGGAAAGGAUUCACUCAGUCAUUUCAGCUGAAGGUACAUCAGCGAGUUCACACUGGGGAGAAACCAUUCAGCUGCUCUGAAUGUGGGAAAGGAUUCACUUACUCAUCUCAUCUGAAGGUACAUCAGCGAGUCCACACUGGGGAGAAACCAUUCAUCUGCUCUGAAUGUGGGAAGGGAUUCACUCAGUCAUAUUCCCUUGUGAAGCACUGUCAAGUUCACACUGGGGAGAGGCCAUUCACAUGCUCUGAAUGUGGGAAAGGAUUCACUCGGUCAUCUCAUCUGAAGGUACAUCAGAGAGUUCACACUGGGGAGAAACCAUUCAGCUGCUCUGAAUGUGGGAAGGGAUUCACCACGUCAUCCAACCUUGUGCAGCACUACCAAAUUCACACUAGGGAGAAACCGUUCACCUGCUCAGAUUGUGGGAAAGAAUUCACUCAGUUAUCAGACUUUAAAGUACAUCAACAAAUUCACAAUGGGGAAUGCCACUCACCUGUUCUAAAUGUGGGAAAGGAUUCGCUCAGACAUCUCAAUUGAAUGAACUUCAGCGAGUUCACACUGGGGAGAAACUGUUCAACUGCUCAGAUUGUGGGAAGGGAUUCACUCAGACAUCUCACCUACCGACUCACCAGACUGUUUUCAGCAGUGAGAGGACGUUGACCUGCUCAGACUGUGGGAAGGCAUUCACACACUCAUCCACACUGCAGAGACAGUGGCAGGUUCACACUGUGGUGAGGGCGGCCACCUGCUCUGAAUGUGGGAUGGGUUUCAAUCAGUCAUUCAUCCUUGUUUCACCCUACUGAGCUUUGACCCAUCGUUAAUCGGGGAGAUCAGAAACUUGAGAGGACGUAAUUCACUCAGGUUCACCGAUCGUGUAUUAAAGGCAGUGGUUCAGGGCAGGUUACGUUUUAGCUUUCAGCAGUGGCCAGUCAGCGUUCAGGAUUGAUUAUCAAGUCAGGCAGGAGCAAAUGGAGCGGCCAGUGUUGGAGAGGGCAGAGUUGGAGUGGAGACGUUGAGACUUUACCUCUUUGAGGUUUCAGUGAGGAGAGAAUUCAGUCAGAAAAGGCAAAAUCAUGAUGGAACUAGAAUUUUUAUCUGAACAUUUGCUCAGGUAGAACAGUAGAGAUGCCAGGCAGGAUAGUGGAAAGCUCCUCUUAUGGGAUGUGGGAAGGCAGGGGGCCCUCCUGUGUCCCUGAUAACUACACCUGUGAGAAGGGCAUCCAGCUGCAGCUCCAAACAAUCCACAUUGAGGAGUAGGAGCUGGAACUGGAUGAACUCCAGAUCGUGUGGGAGGUUGAAGAUGUGAUAGGUAGGACAGAUAGAGAGGUAGUUGCAACCAAGGUGCGCUGCACAGGGAACUGGGUGACAGGAAGGGGAAAGGGAGAAACAGAGAGUGCAGUGUGCCCCUGUGAUAAUCCCCCUGAACAACAUAUAAAUCACUUUAGAUACUGUUGGGGACGGUGGGAUGACCCAGCAAACGAAAGUCACAGCAAUAGGGUCUCUGGCACUUAGUCUGGCUCUGAGACUGAGAAGGGAAGGGUAGAGAAGAGGUGAGCUGCAUUUGUAGGUGAUUCAUGAGCUAAGGGAACUGACAGUUCUGUGGGUGAGAAUGAGAUUCCAGGAUGCUAUGUUGCCUCCUGCGUGCUAACAUCCGCGACAUCUCGGGUCGAGUGGUCAGCGUUCCCAAGGAAGGUGAACAGUGAAGGUCGUGGUCCACGUGGGUACCAAUGAUAUGGGAUGGUAGAGUAACGAGGUUCUGAAAGGGAGUUCAGGGAGUGAGGUGCUAAGAUAAAGGGAAGCUCGUCCAGGGCUGUGACCUCUGGACUGUGGUUUGUGCCAGGUGCCAGGAAUAGGAAGAAUGUGCUGUUUAACACGUGGCUAAGCUGCAAUGAGGGCAUAAGAUUGUUGGAUAAUUUGAGCCCGCGAGGAUUGCUGUGUACACGGGAGUAUGGGUGCGUUGGGGGAGAGGGCUCAUCGUUGAUGGAGGGUGAAGUGGGCAGACAGGUCUCUCUCACACACACAGACACAUGCGGUGGAGUGUGAGGGAGGAGAGUGAGAAGGGAUAAGGGAAAUGAGGAGGAUGGUGUUAGGGCUCCUUCACAAAGUCCCAGACUCACCCAACCAUCCCCCUCUGAAAUUGAUCCCAUUCCGUAUGCCAGGCUACCCAGCUGGUGGCGUAGUGGCAUCGGCGCCAGACUUCGGAGCGGAGGCUCCCAAGUUCGAAUCCGGCCGGCUUCUGUGCGCGCUUUCCAUCCGCGCUGCGUUGAGCUAGCAACUCGACCUCGUAAAAAUGAAAUUCCCUGCUGCAGAAUCAUCAACAGCAGAAAGUUGAUGGCCUAUGCUCUCUCGUGAGUUGAAAGGCAAUUUCUCUUUCUCACUUUUCCCCUACCCCAGGCUGGGGGUGGGCACUGAGAUACCUUGCCAACAUUUUUGUGAAUUGCUCGAUAACAUCUGGUUGACAGACUUUGAUAAUAAAUAUACGUCGAGCUUGAACAUUAAAAUGUAUUGCUUGUAAAGCAUGUCUUCUUGUACAUGUGCCUUGCGCUUUACACGCUUGGGCAAUCAUGGCUUUCCACAUCGAACGAUCCCAGGCAGUGACAAUGAUAUCUCGCACACUUAGAUCUGUUAAUUCUUUCACAGUGCCCACGUAUUUUCUUCUUAGCCUUCCUCUUCCGCAUUUUCCAGGCAUACAGUUUGUAAUGUAAGGCAUUCUAUUUCUCCCUUUCUGAUGACAUGGCCCAGGAAUUUAAGUUUCCUCUCAUUUAACGUUCUCAUUAAAGAUCUUUUUGAAUGGGCACAUUGGAGUAAUGUGUCAUUAGUUACCCUAUCUCUAUAUGAUAUUUUCAGCAUUCUUCUAAGAAACCACAUUUCUGUUGCUUCUAAGUUUCUUUGGAGUUCUGGUGUUAUAGUCCAUGUUUCGGAAGUGUACAAAGAUUGACCAGAUGUAACAUUUUAGUAGCCUAAGCCUUGUUGUCGUAGAAAUGUGUCUGUUGGUAAAAAUGGGUUUCAUUGUUUGGAAGUUGGUUUUGGCAAUAGCAGUUUUUAUUUCUACUUCUAGCAUCUUGUGAUAUAAAGCUACCAAGGUCAUUAAACCUGGUCUUUUGUUCAACCUCUUGCCUACCGAUGUACAAUUGGCAGUUGAGAGUACCCUGCUGUUUUGAUAUGACCAUAUAUUUGUUUUUUUCACAGUUGAUGGUUAGACCAAAAUCUGCACUUGUUUGUACCACUUUGUCUCGGAGGAUUUGUAGGUCUUCUGCAGCACUUGCUAUUAGGGUGGUAUCAUCUUCAUAUCUUACAUUAUUGAUGUUAACAUCUCCAAUUUUCAUCCCAUCUAGGUCUUCUGUUUCUCUGACAAUCAUUUCGCUAUAGAUAUUAAAUAAUUCCAGUGAGGCAAUGCAUUCCUGUCUGACUGCUCUGAAUUUUAGUCCAAUUGCUUAUAUUAUCAUCAAUUUUUACCGCCACUGUUUGGUUCCAAUACAAAUUUUGAAGCAGUUGUUGGUACCUUCCAUCAGUGUUUAAUUUAGUGAGAAUUUGAAAUAAUUCAAAGUAUCAAAAUGUCUUAUUGAAUAUUGGGCGAUAGCCGAUCGACUGCCUUUAGUUAAGUUAAGGGGUAAGCCUUUUAACAUUAACAUAAUCCAAGCCUACGCACCAACAAAUGAUUCGAAUGAAGAGGAUAUCAAGUUUUAUGAAGAUCUCGACAAUGCUUAUGAGCAAUGUAAAUCUCAGGAUGUAAAACUAGUCAUGGGAGAUUUUAACUCCAAAGUUGGACAGGAAAGGGUUGAUAACAUCAUAGGACCCUUUGAAUUAGGGGAGAAAAUGGACAUGGAGAAAGGUUUACUGACUGGUGUGUCAGAAACAACCAAAUGAUCACCAAUACUUGGUACAAAAACCGUCCAUAUUGAUUGUGUACUUAGAUUCGCCCUGGAGAUGAAACAAGGAACCAAAUAGAUUUCAUGACCAUCGGUGAACGCUUUAGAAAUAAUGUCACAAAUUCUAAAGUCUACCCAGGAGCAGACUGUGGUUCAGGUCACCAUCCAGUAAUAGCUACCAUUAAAACAAAAUUAAAGAAACUGAGACGUGGAAAAAAAGAGAAAGAAGUGUAUGUUGGCAGAACUUAAAAAUGAUAGCAUACUUAAGCAACAAUUCAAGACAGCUGUAGAAGAACACCUCAACAAAAACACCUAUUCAGGACAGAUUUAAAUAUACUGUACAGCAAUCAGAGGAGGAGAUAAUCCCAGUACAAGAAAUCCAACACACCAACAAGGGAUGGAUAACCCAAGGAAUUCUGGAUCUGAUGGAACAAAGAAGGUUAGUGAGGAAUAAUGAAGUGCAGUACAGAGAGCCAGACAGACAGACCAGACAAUUGUGCAAUAUUGCAAAGGAAGAAUAGCUGAAUCAAAAAUGCAAUGAAGUAGAAGGCCAUGUUAACAACAGCAAAGAAAUGCACAGGAAAGUUGAGGAAAGUACUGGAAUUAAGAAAACCUCCUCUGCAGGAUGCAUAAGAUCAGCAGACGGAUCCGUACUAACAGAUCCAGAUAAAGUAUGUGAGAGGUGGAUUCAGUACAUAGAGCGGCUGUUUGAGGAUAAUAGAGGGGAACCCCCAGAUGUUAAACACCGUAACUCUGGCCCACUUGUUACCGAAGAAGAAAUAACUAGAAGAUCUGGGCAUAGGUAUUCUUUUUGAACUAUUUAAUGGGAUAUAUGAGUCUGGUGUAUUGUCUGACGAUCUCUUGAAAUCACUAUUUAUAACUCUGUCAAAAAUUCCUGGAAUGAUAGCCUGUGAAAAUUAUAGAACAAUCAGUCUUAUGAGUCAUAUAACAAAGAUUUUGUUGAGAAUUGUUCUGAGUCGAAUUAAAAACAAGUUAAGGCCAGAAACCCCUAAGUAAAACAUGUACCGAUGAGAAAUGGUCUCAGUGAAGGUCUGAAAGUGAAAAAUGAACCGGUGUUCAGCCCCUCUGCUCCAUGCCAGACAAGUACCCCUAUCUGAGUCUCUCCCAUCUGUCUGUGCUUGACAAAUCUCACUCUAAAGUUUCCUUUUUCUGUACCUGUUCCCGUGCUUUUUAUUUUCCUUCUGAACCUCAUUCUCCUACCUUCUCCCCAUAACCUUUGGCACCUUUCAAAAAGUCUUUGGGACCAAAUGCAGUAGGCACAUACAACAGUUCAUCUGUCUGCGACAGGAGAACACACUUCAGAGAUCAACAAUCUCUGUAUUAUUAUUUCAUACAUUAUUCUUGCGCAUUGGUACAGUAUUAAUGUGUAUAUUAUUAUUCUGGAUUUUAUUUUUAGUAAAAUCUGCACGCUGCUAAUUAUGUACUUAAAUGUUGCUGCUAUAACAAAA